AGAAUUGUGUGAUGAAUGAAAAUAUAUCUAGAUGCAGGUGUUCGGUUCUAAAUUAACGAAAAACCAACGAAAACAUCGAGUUCCACCGAAGUUGCUUGCGCAGUGGGAGCAACUUUUUAUUGUAAGGAUAUUAUGUGAAAUGAGCGCAGUAUAUGUUUACUAUGAAGAUUAAAAAAUAUGUAACUCCUGUAAAAAGAAAAGAUUUCACUAUAUUCCAAUGGAUUUCACUGCUGUGUAGUCUAUGGCUAAUUCCAACUGUACAAAACAAAUCCGAUGGCAAGCACACAGCGCCCCUCGAAUAUAGACUAGAGAACCAAUUGGAAAAUCUAUAUCGCUUUAGCCACAAUGUAUAUAAUGUUACCAUACCAGAAAAUAGUCUGGGUAAGACUUACGCUAAGGGAGUAUUGCAUGAAAGACUGGCCGGCAUGAGAGUUGGCUUGAACGCAGAAGUUAAGUAUAGGAUAGUGAGCGGCGAUAAGGAGAAGCUAUUUAAAGCUGAAGAGAAACUGGUCGGAGACUUUGCCUUCUUAGCUAUUCGAACUCGAACAAAUAACGUUGUGCUAAACAGAGAAAAAACUGAAGAAUACGUAAUAAGGGUAAAAGCACAUGUACAUUUGCACGACAGAAAUAUAUCAAGCUAUGAAGCGGAAACGAAUAUUCACAUUAAAGUAUUGGAUCGCAACGACUUGAGUCCAUUAUUUUACCCAACCCAAUAUACUGUAGUUAUUCCAGAGGACACUCCAAAAUAUCAAAGUAUUCUAAAGGUCACCGCGGACGAUGCAGAUCUCGGGAUCAAUGGCGAAAUUUACUACAGUCUGCUAAUAGAUAGCGAGUAUUUCGCCAUCCAUCCAACUACUGGUGAAAUCACCCUUUUACAGCCACUUCAGUAUGCGGAAAACUCGCACUUUGAGCUCACGGUCCUCGCCUAUGACAGGGGAUCUUGGGUGAACCAUCAGAACCACCAGGCGAGCAAGGCCAAGGUGAGCAUUUCGGUGAAACAGGUUAACUUUUAUGCUCCGGAAAUCUUUACAAAAACCUUCUCGAGCGUGACGCCAACAUCGAAUCCAUUGAUAUAUGGCAUUAUUCGGGUAAAUGAUAAGGACAUUGGGGUAAAUGGAAAUAUUGGACGACUGGAAAUCGUCGAUGGCAACCCGGAUGGCACGUUUCUUCUAAGAUCCGCAGAGACCAAAGACGAGUACUAUAUCGAAUUAAAUCAGUUUGCGCACCUAAGUCAGCAGCAUUUUAUUUACAAUUUAACCUUACGAGCGGAGGACUUGGGAACUCCACGCAGAUUUGCCUACAAAUCAGUACCGAUACAAAUUAAGCCCGAGAACAAAAACAUUCCUAUUUUCACACAAGAAAUCUACGAUGUCUCCAUUCCGGAAACGGCCCCCAUUAACAUGCCUGUGAUAAGGCUAAAAGUAAGCGAUCCUGAUUUGGGAAAGAAUGCGCUGGUCUACUUGGAGAUCGUUGGUGGGAACGAAGGCGAUGAAUUUCGCAUUAAUCCAGACUCCGGAAUGCUGUACACCGCCAAGCAGCUCGACGCCGAAAAGAAGUCUAGUUAUACAUUAACCGUCUCGGCCAUUGACCAGGCCAACGUUGGAUCCCGUAAGCAAUCCUCGGCGAAGGUGAAAAUCAGCGUGCAGGAUAUGAACGACAAUGACCCGAUUUUCGAGAAUGUAAACAAAAUGAUAAGUAUCAACGAAAACAACUUGGCUGGCUCCUUCGUUGUGAAGCUCACAGCCAAGGACAGGGACUCUGGUGAAAACUCGUACAUAUCUUAUAGUAUUGCCAAUCUCAAUACGGUGCCCUUUGAAAUCGACCACUUCAGCGGUAUUGUUAAGACCACCUCUCUCAUUGACUACGAAACAAUGAAGAGGAACUAUGAACUGAUAAUACGGGCAUCGGAUUGGGGAUUGCCGUACAGAAGGCAGACGGAAAUUAAACUUUCCAUCGCCAUCAAGGACAUUAACGAUAACAGGCCUCAGUUCGAGCGCGUUAACUGCUAUGGAAAAGUUACUAAAUCGGCCCAGAUGGGGACAGAAGUUUUCGUUACCUCCGCCAUUGACUUCGACUCGGGCGACAUUAUUUCGUAUCGGUUGAGCGACGGGAACGAGGAUGGGUGCUUUAGCUUAGAUCCUUCUACCGGUGCCCUGUCCAUUGCCUGUGACCUGAUGAAAACAUCUCUGACAAAUCGUGUCCUUAAAGUAUCUGCCACCGAUGGAACUCAUUUCUCCGAUGAUCUGAUCAUAAAUGUACACCUAAUGCCCGAAGACUUGGGCGGAGAUGCCAGUGUUUUGCAUGGCUUUGGGUCGUUUGAGUGCCGAGAGACCGGAGUGGCCAGAAGGCUAGCUGAAACAAUAGCAUUGGCGGAAAAGAACAACGUAAAGAGUGUGUCGGAAUCGGUGUUCAGCGACUUGUCCCUGACUCCCAGUCGAUAUGGCCAAAAUGUGCACAGACCUGAAUUCGUAAACUUUCCGCUGGAGUUGUCUAUAAACGAAAGUGUUCAGUUGGGCGAAACCGUGGCGUGGAUAGAGGCCAAGGACCGAGAUUUGGGCUACAAUGGCAAACUGGUUUUCGCCAUUUCCGACGGGGACUAUGAUUCCGUUUUUCGAAUCGAUCCCGACCGCGGCGAGCUUCAGAUAAUUGGCUAUUUAGAUAGAGAACGUCAAAAUGAAUAUGUCCUAAACAUCACCGUCUACGAUUUGGGCAACCCCAUUAAAUCAAAUUCAAAAAUGCUUCCUAUUUCGAUCCUUGAUGUGAAUGACAAUCGCCCGGUCAUACAGAAGACUCUAGCGACCUUCCGGCUGGCGGAAAGUGCCAGGAUAGGCACUGUGGUGCAUUGCAUACAUGCCACGGAUGCGGACUCGGGUGUAAAUGCUCAAGUGACUUAUGCCUUAUCCGUUGAAUGUAGUGAUUUUGCGGUCAAUGCUACUACAGGCUGCAUUCGAUUAACAAAGCCACUCGAUCGCGAAAGACAGGACAACUAUGCCCUACAUAUAACGGCGAAGGAUGGCGGAAAUCCAGUUCUAUCCUCGGAGGCUCUUGUUUACGUUCUGGUCGAUGAUGUCAAUGACAACGCCCCGGUUUUUGGAGUUCAAGAAUAUAUAUUCAAAGUACGCGAAGAUAUUCCACGAGGAACUGUAUUGGCCGUAAUAGAAGCAGUCGACGAUGACAUUGGCCCGAAUGCCGACAUUCUCUUCUCUCUUAAGGAAGAGACGCAGGAUGAGGAGCUGUUUAGGAUCGAUAAGCACACGGGUGCGAUUAGGACACAAGGAAAUCUGGACUAUGAGAACAAACAAGUGCAUAAUCUCAUUGUUAGUGCCAUUGAUGGCGGCGACCCUUCCUUGACAUCCGAUAUGCCCAUAGUGAUAAUGAUCAUCGAUGUCAACGAAAAUCGUUUCGCUCCCGAAUUCGAUGACUUUGUGUAUGAAGGGAAAGUAAAGGAGAACCGACCAAAGGGAACAUUUAUAAUGAAUGUUACUGCUCGCGACAUGGACACAAUUGACCUAAACUCGAAAAUAACGUAUUCCAUCACCGGUGGCGAUGGCCUUGGCAUUUUCGCUGUCAAUGAUCAAGGUUCAAUAACUUCCUUAUCGCAACUUGAUACGGAGUCGAAAUCCUUCUAUUGGCUGACACUAUGUGCCCAGGACAGUGCCAUUGUUCCACUUAGCAAUUGUGUUGAAGUUUAUAUCGAAGUCGAGAACGAAAACGAUAACAUACCGCUGACGAGCAAGCCAGUUUACUAUGUAAAUGUUACGGAAGCGAGUGAGGAGAACGUCGAGAUCAUUACCCUGAAUGCCGUAGAUCCAGAUAUUGAUCCUGCACAGUUUAUUACCUACAGUAUUGUAUCUGGAAACCUGGUCGGCUACUUUGAAAUUGACUCAAAAACAGGAGUAAUUAAGACCACAGAGCGCAAAUUGGAUAGAGAAAAUCAGGCGGAACACAUUUUGGAGGUUGGUAUAUCAGAUAAUGGAUCCCCUGUGCUAUCAUCUACUUCGAGAAUCGUUGUAUCAGUCCUGGAUAUUAACGAUAAUAGUCCGGAGUUUGACCAACGGGUUUACAAAGUCCAAGUUCCAUCUUCAGCCGUUGUGAAUCAGUCCAUAUUUCAAGUCCACGCUAUUGACAACGAUGAUGGCGAAAAUGGACGUAUUUCAUAUUCUAUCAAGUCAGGAAAGGGUAAAAAUAAGUUUCGGAUCGAUAGCCAGAGGGGACACAUAUAUAUAGCUAAACCAUUGGAGUCCGACAAUGAGUUUGAAAUUCACAUAAAAGCUGAAGACAACGGGAUUCCGAAAAAGAGUCAAACCGCCCGAGUUAAUAUAGUUGUAGUUCCUGUUAAUCCCAACUCGCAGGCGGCACCCUUGAUAGUAAAGAAGUCUACUGAAAACGCUGUCGUUGAUCUCACGGAGAAUGAUAAGCCAGGCUUCUUGGUGACUCAAGUGCUGGCUGUCGAUGACGACAACGACCAACUAUGGUACAACAUUUCCAGUGGCAAUGAAGACAACACUUUUUAUAUUGGCCAAGACAACGGAAACAUUUUGCUUUCCAAGUAUCUGGACUAUGAAACAAAAAAGUCUUAUAAUCUAACUAUAAGUGUGACUGAUGGGACAUUCACAUCGUUUACUAAUCUCCUGGUUCAAGUUAUUGAUAUCAAUGAUAACACGCCGCAGUUCGCAAAGGAUGUGUACCAUGUGAAUAUAUCGGAAAAUAUUGAAGAGGAAUCCAUUAUUAUGCAGCUGCACGCAACUGAUAGGGACGAAGAUAAGAAGCUAUUCUAUCACCUACAUGCCACACAGGAUCCGUCAUCCCUGGCCUUGUUUCGGAUCGAUUCCAUCAGUGGAAAUGUAAUUGUCACGCAAAGAUUGGACUUUGAGAAGACCGCCCAACACAUUCUGAUUGUCUUUGUCAAAGAUCAAGGCGCUCCUGGAAAAAGAAACUACGCCAAAAUCAUUGUAAAUGUCCAUGACCAUAACGACCAUCAUCCGGAAUUCACGUCGAAAAUAAUUCAAAGCAAGGUCCCAGAGAGUGCAGCGGUGGGCUCCAAGCUGGCCGAAGUGAGGGCCAUCGAUCGGGACAGCGGUCACAAUGCUGAGAUCCAGUACUCGAUAAUAACGGGGAACGUGGGAAGCGUGUUUGAUAUCGACCCAAUCUUUGGAGUGAUAACGCUGGCCGGCAGCUUGAACAUUAACAAGAUCCAAGAGUAUAUGCUUCAAGUGAAGGCAGUAGAUAUGGGUAGUCCUCCUCUCUCGUCGCAAAUACCCGUUCACAUAAUUGUCACCAUGUCGGAGAACGACCCGCCAAAGUUCUCGACCAACAACAUUGCCAUUGAAAUAUUCGAAAACCUUGGCAUUGGAACCUUUGUAACCCAAGUCGCCGCUCGAUCGUCCUCAUCCAUUUUCUUUAAUAUUAUUUCUGGCAACGCAAACGACAGCUUUCGAAUUAACCCAUCCACGGGAGUUAUUGUUAUUAACGGAAAUAUCGACUACGAACUAAUCAAGGUAUUUAACCUUACUGUUAAAGGUACCAAUAUGGCAGCUGAGUCCGCCUGCCAAAACGUAAUAAUACAUAUCCUAGACGACAACGAUAAUAUUCCGUAUUUUGUUCAAAAUGAAUAUGUGGGAGUCUUAUCUGAAUCCGCCGAAGUAGGAUCUUAUGUACUUAAAGUACAUGAUUCAACAAAAGAUCAUUUAACAUUACAAGUGAAGGAUGCCGAUGUCGGAGUAAAUGGAAUGGUUGAAUACCAUAUAAACAACGAUCUGGCUAAAAGAGUGUUUAAAAUAGAUUCGACCACUGGCGCUAUAGAAUUGUUAAGACUUUUGGAUUAUGAAACGAAGUCUAGCUAUACAUUCGAUGUUACUGUUAGUGACAUGGGCAAACCCAAAUUACAUUCCACGACAACAGCUCACGUGACAAUACGCGUUAUUAAUGUCAACGACUGUCCGCCAGUAUUUAACGAGAGAGAACUUAAUGUAACACUGUUCCUGCCAACUUUUGAAAACGUGUUCGUUGCUCAAAUUAAUGCAAAGGAUGCUGAUAAUGAUACCUUACGCUUCGACAUUGUGGAUGGGAAUUCCGAUGAAUGCUUUCAAAUAGACAAAUACACUGGGAUUUUGACAACACGGAAUUUUGAAAUUUUAAACAAUCAAAAUGAUCACAAUGAUUAUAACUUGCAUGUUCGUGCCUCUGACGGAAUAUACUCGGCCAUUUUAAUCGUAAAGAUACGGAUUGUUUCUGCCGCGGAUUCAAACUUUGCAUUUCAGAGAGAAUCGUACAGAUUUUCGGCAUUCGAAAAUAACACUAAGGUGGCGACAAUCGGACUUGUUAAUGUGAUUGGAAACUCGCUGAACGAAAAUGUCGAGUACAGAAUCUUGAAUCCAACGCAGUUGUUCAAUAUCGGAAUAAGUUCAGGAGCUCUAAAAACCACAGGAGUGAUUUUCGAUCGUGAAGCACAGGAUUUGUACAGGCUUUUUGUUGAAGCCAAGUCCGUUGUAGUACUUGACGGACUGAAUGCGAGUGUGCGCCGAGCAGUUACUUCCGUAUACAUAUCCGUCUUGGACAUAAAUGACAAUUGUCCCUUGUUCGUCAAUAUGCCCUAUUAUGCCACUGUUUCCAUAGAUGACCCGAGAGGUACGAUUAUAAUGCAGGUCAAGGCUGUCGACUUGGAUAGUGCCGAGAACGGCGAGGUUCGUUAUGAGUUGAAAAAGGGAAAUGGUGAAUUGUUCAAACUGGAUCGAAAGACGGGAGAGUUGUCCAUAAAACAACAUGUUGAAGGUCAUAAUAGACAUUAUGAACUAACUGUUGCUGCUUAUGAUGGUGCGAUUACUCCGUGCUCUUCAGAAGCUCCACUUCAGGUUAAGGUAAUUGACCGCUCCAUGCCCAUAUUUGAGAAGCAGUUUUACACUGUGAGCGUAAAAGAGGAUGUGGAAAUGUAUUCGGCCCUGUCCGUAUCCAUUGAAGCCGAAAGUCCCUUGGGAAGGAGUCUUAUUUACACAAUUUCAUCUGAAAACCAAUCGUUCGAAAUUGAUUACAACACAGGAUCAAUUUUCGUGGUAAACGAACUGGAUUAUGAAGAAAAAAGUAGCCACGAUGUUUCAAUUCGAGCAACCGAUAGUCUUUCUGGAGUUUUUGCCGAAGUCGUUCUAUCUGUCUCUAUUAUUGAUGUAAAUGACUGCUAUCCAGAGAUUGAGAGUGAUUUAUACAAUAUAACCAUUCCGGAGAAUUCUUCAUUUGGAACACAAAUUUUAAAAAUAAAUGCAACCGACAAGGACUCGGGUGCCAAUGCGAAACUCUCCUAUUACAUUGAAUCAAUUAAUGGACAAAACAACUCCGACCUGUUCUAUAUAGAUGUCACAGAUGGAAAUCUGUACUUGAAGACUCCUUUGGACUACGAGCAAAUCAAAUACCACCACAUUGUUGUUAAUGUAAAAGACCAUGGAUCGCCAUCACUAAGCUCAAGAUCGAACAUAUUCAUAACAGUUAAAGACUUGAAUGAUAACCCUCCAUGCUUUGUCGAGCCAUCGUACUUCACCAAACUAUCCGUAGCAGCCGUUCGUGGACAGUUUGUUGCCUUACCUAAGGCAUACGACAAAGAUAUCUCCGACACUGAUUCGCUCGAGUACAAAAUCGUCUACGGAAAUGAACUGCAAACGUAUAAUAUUGAUAAACUUACUGGCGUAAUAUCUCUACAAAACAUGCUAAAUUUCACCGAUAAAAGCAGCACAGUUUUAAAUAUUUCGGUUUCGGAUGGAGUUCAUACCGCAUACGCACGUUUGAAAAUAUCACUACUACCGGAAAACAUGUAUAGUCCGCAGUUUGAUCAGAUGGCAUAUGAGGCGAAAAUUCCGGAAAAUCAGUUGCAUGGCCAUAACAUAAUAACGGUGAAAGCAUCCGAUGCGGAUUAUGGCCCGUAUUCAAAUCUUUAUUAUGAGAUAGUUUCUGAAGAAAUGAAAAAGUUCUUCCUUAUUGACCAAACAACGGGUGUGAUUACCUCAAGAGUUACGUUUGAUCGUGAGAAAAGGGCUGAGUAUGUGGUCCUCGUGAAGGUAUCUGAUGGCGGCGGUAAAUUUGGAUUCGCAUCGGUCAAGAUCAUGGUUGUUGAUAUCAAUGAUAACGUUCCAUAUUUCCUAUUGAAGGAAUACAAAAUUGUUAUAAGCACAGCGGCCGAAGCAAACAAAACUAUUUUAACGGUAAAGGCAAAAGACGAUGAUAUAGACGAUAAUGGAUCUGUCAGCUACCAAAUUGUUGAAAAGUCUAUCGAUAAAGCAUCUAUAGAUGUAAUUGAAGUUCACGAGAAUACUGGAGAUGUUCUACUCAAGCAAGAUGCGGCAACCCUUGGCGUUGGUUCUUUUCAGUUCUUUCUUCGUGCCUCCGAUCAUGGAGAACCAAAGUUUCAUUCCGAAGUACCAGUUUCAAUCGAAAUAAUUGACACUGAUGCGAGCAGCAUUCCUCUAUUCGAAAAGCCUUCAAUUCUGCUUAAGAUAAUCGAAUCUACGCCACCGGGAACCGUUCUAACCAAACUACAUACUAUCGGAAACUUUACAUUUAAAUAUGCAAUAGCAGCCGAACAGGACAACUUCAUGAUAUCGGAUAACGGAGAGCUAAUCCUUCAGCAAACGCUGGACAGGGAGCAAAGAGAGUCUCACCAUCUAAUUGUCGUAGCGGAAACAGCUACCGUUCCGGUUCUUUUUGCUUAUGCUGAUGUAUUGAUCGAUGUGAGAGAUGAAAAUGACAAUUACCCCAAGUUUGACAAUACGUUUUACAGUGCUAGUGUGGCAGAGAACAGUGAAAAGGUUAUUUCGUUGGUAAAAGUGUCGGCCACAGAUGCUGACAGUGGGCCAAACGGCGAUAUUCGCUACUACCUAGAAGGUGAUACCGAAAACAUUCAAAAUAUAUUUGACAUUGACAUUUAUACUGGCUGGAUAACUCUGCUUACCUCCUUAGACCGAGAGGUUCAAUCUGAGUAUAAUUUUAAGGUAAUUGCCGCGGAUAAUGGACACCCAAAACAUGAUGCCAGAGUACCUGUAACAAUCAAGAUUGUCGAUUACAAUGACAACGCACCUACAUUUAAACUGCCUAUUGAAAGACUGUCUGUUUUCGAGAACGCCCUUCCCGGAACUGUUUUGAUCAACCUAAUUCUAAUUGAUCCGGAUAUCGAGAAGCAGGAGAUGGACUUUUUCAUCGUAUCCGGUGACAAGCAGGCACAGUUUCAGAUCGGUAAAAGCGGAGAGUUAUUUAUUGCCAAACCAUUAGAUCGCGAGCAAUUAGUGUUCUACAACCUAACUAUAAUUGCCACUGAUGGAAAGUUCACUGCCAAAGCAAACGUAGAGAUAGACGUAAAAGACAUCAAUGACAAUAUGCCUUACUGCCUGAAGCCGCGCUACCAUAUCGCAGUUAACGAAUCGAUCGCCAUUGGAACAGUCCUAGUUGAAAUUAAAGCCGUUGACUUUGAUUUGCAAAGCAAACUUCGGUUUUAUCUCUCGGGCAAAGGUGCUGACGACUUCACCAUUGGAAAGGAUAGUGGAAUCCUAAAAGUUGCCAACGCACUCGAUCGAGAAAGUACGCCUAGGUACAAAUUGGUAGCUCAUGUCCAGGAUGGAAAAGACUUUUCGCAAGAAUGCUUCUCCGAAAUUAUCGUUACAGUAAAUGACAUCAACGAUAAUACUCCCGUUUUCUCGAUGGCUCAGUAUAGGGUUAGCGUCCCGGAAGAUGCUCAACUAAAUACACUGAUCACUAAGGUGCACGCAAUGGAUAGGGAUUUCGGUGUCAAUCGACAAAUCAAAUACUUUUUGAUGGGCGAAAAUCAUGACUAUUUCCAAAUUUCCAAAACAACCGGUAUUAUUAAGCUGGACAAGAACCUUGAUCGCGAAACCAUUUCUCUAUUUAACCUAACCGUCAAAGCAGAGGACUGCGGCGUACCUAAGUUGCAUUCCAUUGCCACCGUGGCUGUAAACAUAUUGGACAUCAAUGAUAAUCCACCCGAGUUUAGUAUGCGACAGUAUUCCUGUAAAGUUUUCGAAAAUGCUACCCAUGACACCGAAGUCUGUACUGUCUAUGCCGCCUCAAUAGACAUUGGUGUGAACGCGGACAUUCACUACUAUAUAAUGAGUGGCAAUGAGCAGGGCAAGUUCCAAAUGGAUUCUGCAACGGGUGUGUUGUCCCUGAACGCAACGUUGGAUUACGAAAUGUCGAAAUUUUACUUCCUGACCAUACAAGCAAUCGAUGGGGGAACGCCACCUCUGAGCAAUAAUGCAUAUGUCAAUGUUUCUGUUCUGGAUAUUAAUGACAAUAGCCCCAAGUUUCUGCAGAACUUGUAUCGCAUAAAUGUAAACGAAGAUAUUGCGGUGGGAUCGAAGAUCGCUGUAGAUGUCAAGGCCACAGAUGAAGACUCUGGAACCAAUGGUCUGGUGAGUUACAGCAUUGAAAAGGGCGAUAACAUUGGCCAGUUCUCGAUCGAUAUUAAAAACGGAACAUUAAGUGUAUCACGACCACUGGAUCGCGAGACAAUUUCGCACUAUAGCUUAGAAAUUCAAGCCUGUGACCAGGGAACCCCUCAACGCUGCAAUAGUGUGCCAGUGCACAUAAAUAUUUUGGACACAAACGACAAUCCCCCCGUCUUCUCCAGUUCAAAUUAUAGCGUUAUGCUUCAGGAAAACCGACCACUGGGCUAUAUAUUCCUUACAUUCAAAAUAUCCGACGCAGACGAAUCACCCAAUACUACGCCAUACACAUUCGAUAUUCGGUCUGGGAAUGAGGCAAGGCUCUUUCGCCUGGAGCAAGAUGGCUCCCUCAGUACGGCCUCGCGGUUCAACCACAACUUGCAGGAUGAAUUCGUGAUUCAAGUUCGCGUUUUUGACAACGGCACACCGCCACUGUACUCCGAUGCUUGGGUCGUAGUGAAAAUAAUUGAGGAAAGCCAAUAUCCACCAAUAGCCACACCCUUGGAAGUAACAAUAAAUUCAUUCGAGGACGACUUCUCCGGUGCAUUUAUUGGAAAAGUUUAUGCCACUGACCAAGACAAGUACGACGAACUGACCUUCAGCUUGAUAUCCGGUCCCGAAGACAUGUAUCAAAAUGCAAAAUUGUUCAACAUUUCCACAAAAUCGGGGAAAAUCUAUGCCAUAUCCAACCUUGACAUUGGUCUCUACAAGCUGAAUAUCUCCGUCUCCGAUGGCAAAUUCCAAGUCUUCACCAUAGUCAAGAUCAAUGUGGAACUAGUAACAAACGACAUGUUGAAGGAAUCAGUUGUGAUCCGUUUCAGCAGAGUUUCAGCAUCUGAAUUCCUGCUCAGUCACAGGAAGACCUUUAUGCGCUCCAUUCGGAAUAUCAUGCGAUGUCGCCAGAAGGACGUCAUCUUGAUCACACUGCAAACGGAAGCUCCCAAGCACUCUGCGACUGCCACGCGGCAUGCUAGAUCAGUUGACCCAAAUUUGAAUGUGGUGUUUGCGGUCCGAAAGCAGCAGAUUAUACCCGAUUCCGACGAAUUCUUCACUAGCGACGAAAUCCGACAGACACUGAUUGACAAAAAGAAUGAGAUUGAGAACGAAACCAACUUGGUGGUCGAGGAAAUACUGCCAUCCAGCUGUCAGAGUAAGCAAAACGCUUGUGUUCAUGGAGAAUGCAAGCAAAUCUUGCGGAUUCUGAAGAAGAACGUAACGACCACGUUUACGGAUGUUAUAAGCUUUGCCGCUCCCUCGUACAGUCAGGUUAACAGAUGCGUCUGUAAGCCCGGAUUCGAUGGAAGGCAUUGCAAUGAGACGGUGAAUGCCUGCUCCUCGGAUCCCUGCUCUCCGCAAAGGAUCUGCCUGCCAUCUGGAUCCGUUCUGGGUUACCAGUGCGUAUGCCCCAAGGGAUUUUCGGGAACAUACUGCGAGAGAAAGUCAACGAAGUGUAAUAAUGAAUCCUGUGAUCUCGGUCUUUUUACGGCCGUUUCCUUUGGUGGCAAGAGCUAUGCCCACUAUAAGAUCAACAAGAUGAAGGCAAAAUUCGCUCUGGAAAACGAAUUUUCGUAUUCUUUGCAAAUAAGAACCGUGCAGCAAACUGGAACCCUGUUAUAUGCCAGCGGUAAGGUGGAUUACAAUAUACUGGAAAUCAUAAAUGGGGCUGUGCAGUACAGAUUCGAUCUGGGUUCUGGCGAGGGCGUCAUAAGCGUGUCGAGCAUUUACAUCUCGGACGGUGAGUGGCACGUGAUCAGCCUGGAGCGAUCCCUCAACAGUGCCAAGCUAAUGGUGGACAACAAGCACGUCUCGCACGGCAGCGCUCCCGGUGUGAAUGGAAUUCUGAACAUACAGUCAAAUGAUAUCUUCGUGGGCGCCGAGGUUCGACCGCAUCCAUCGAUAAUCGGCUAUGAGGAUAUUCAGCGCGGCUUUAUCGGUUGCAUGGCCAACAUCAAAAUCGCCAAGGAAUCGUUACCGCUGUACAUUUCUGGAGGCAGUACGAUAGCUGCCCUCAAGAGAUUCACGAAUGUCGAGUUCAAGUGCGAUCCGUCGAAUGUGCUGGUUGUUUUGGGGAUUUGCGGAUCACAGCCAUGUUCCAACAGCGGUAUCUGCAAGGAACUCGGGGCUACCGACUUUGAGUGUGCCUGCCAGCCCAGAUAUUCGGGCAAACAAUGCGAGAUUGAUCUGGAUCCGUGCUCCUCGGGGCCGUGCCUAUUUGGAGGGCGGUGCGAUUAUCAUGGACCCAAUAACUACAGCUGCACGUGCCCGAUUCAUCUGUCCGGAAAGAGGUGCGAGUACGGAAAGUUCUGCACUCCGAAUCCGUGCAAGAACGGCGGUAUUUGCGAGGAGGGCGAUGGCAUAUCACACUGUAUGUGCCGAGGCUACACAGGACCCACCUGCGAGAUCGAUGUGGAUGAAUGCGAGAAUCAGCCCUGCGGAAACGGAGCCACAUGUAUUAAUGAGCCUGGAAGCUUCCGGUGCAUUUGCCCAUCGUAUCUCACAGGAGCGAGCUGCGGAGAUCCACUGUAUUCGAAUUCGAUUUCCACAAAGUUGAAGAACUUUUCUAUGGAACAUAUAAGUGGAAUUAUAUCUGGCUUAGCCGUGGUAUUAGUGGUCAUAAGUUGUGCUCUUUGCUGUGUGGUUAUUAGAAGGAGUUCCUCCUCGAAGCGAAGGAAUAGGCUUGAAAAGGACAAGAGCAAGCCGUCGUACAAGGAGGCGAAUCUGAACUCUCUGGUCGAUAAAGACAAUUAUUGCAAGCCGAACGUUAAGUUGAGCAAUUUGGAAGUCAACCAGCGUCCAAUUAGCUACACAGCAGCGCCAAAUGAUAACCACCUCUUCCUAAGUAAUAGGAAUUUUGUCAACAAUUUAGACAUACUCCGAAGCUACGGUUCAGCCGGCGAUGAGCUUGAAAAUGUGCCAUUUGAGUAUCAGAAGGUCAAUCGAAAUAAGCAGCACGUCAACAUAAACUCCUGUCAUUCCGCCGCCGACGCAGAUAACACCGCCUACAAACAGGAGUGGUGUGAGCAGAUGCACCUGAGAACCUUUAGUGAAAAUAAACUGAACAAUGAACUCAAGAGGGACUUCGGACCAUCUGUUAGUCGCUUCUCGACUGGUAAAUUGAUCCAAGUUGAAAUGCCAAACGUGUGCCACUCUUCCAGUGCGAAUUUCGUUGAUUAUUCGGCUCUUGCCAAUGGCCAAUAUCAUUGGGACUGCUCCGACUGGGUUCGCAAAAGCCAUAAUCCCUUGCCAGAUAUCACAGAGGUUCCCGGUGCCGAAAUCGCGGACUCGUCUAGCUUACAUAGCAAUGACAGCAAUGAGUCCAAGUCGAAGAAAGCGUUUUUCGUUCACAGGGAAGAUGGAGGUGUUGAUCCGUCAAGGGAUAUAGCUGCACUGAAUGAGGAUAUCGGAUCGGAAUAUCUAGACUCGGAGGCAGAGAGCUGUUUGGAGCCGUUCAUGUUGCCGAUAUCAAAUAAUCAGCCGCUUUCAAGACUGAGUUCUUUUAAUAAUAUCGAGAAUGAAGACUAUAAAUCAAAUACAGUGCCUUUACCGUCGAAAGUUAGUCAUUCGUGCAAAGUAUAUUUAAGACAUCCUGAUUCAUAUUUACCUACGAUGCAUUUUCCAAGCGAAACGGAUGGUGAGAGCUCAAUGACCGAGGGGCCUAUUUCAAGGAAGGAAAUGAAAACCAGAAGGACGAUAAGUGAAAAUUCAGAGGAGGCAUACCUAUUUCCAUGUGCUGUCGGAGAAAUUGGCUCGAAUAGCAAUAUUUCGGUUCGACUGUGCGAAAUUGAAGAUUCUGAGUUGGAGGAGUUUUUACCGCAACAACCACAAACCAACAAUUAAAUGACAUGCUAAAUAUAUAUAUAAGAACUACAUUUUACACAAAAUACUUGAUUUCGUUAUAUACUAUUUCCAUAGGAAAAACUUUGGUUAUAUAUUUUCAAUAAAAAAAA
Messenger RNA from Drosophila serrata, 14383 nucleotides. It is a transcript of the gene kug, whose product is annotated as FAT atypical cadherin kugelei. Gene Ontology annotation, molecular function: calcium ion binding. The record is from RefSeq and is a predicted model, not a curated record. Gene Ontology annotation, cellular component: plasma membrane. Gene Ontology annotation, biological process: homophilic cell-cell adhesion. NCBI's taxonomy places the organism in Eukaryota, Metazoa, Arthropoda, Insecta, Diptera, Drosophilidae.